GGGGUGUAUCGAUUCCUUCGGGGGCGCGUGCGCCGAGCCGGGCGCGGGCGACGGCUCGGGGGCGAGCGAGCGCCGCCAGCCGCCAGCCGCCAGCCGCGCAGUCCGCAGCCGGCCACAGCCGAGCGACGCCGACCCGAUCACGCCGGCCGAUACACUUUCCCCGCGUAACAUUCACCGCGUCAACACUCGAACAACCUCAAACCGUCACACUAACUGGAAUUGCCCUAGUGUAACACAGCCUGAAAACUGUUGAAACUUUAUCAUCGUUGUAUUAACUGAUAAAAGCAGUUUAUUGUAAAAGUGAUAACUUUAUUUAUGAUAAUACAAAAUUUAUAAUUUGACGUUUUUAUUUAUAAAAAAAUAUAUUUAUGGUCUAAAGAGUUACGACCUACGAUAAACUUAGGUAAUCAUAUCAUAAUUUGUGUAGUGUUACUAUGCGUAAUAUUUCAGUGCUUCAAUAUUAAUAUCUCAAGUGUUCGUGCCAGUGACUGAAAAAAUAAGACUGAGCGUUGCUCACAAGUUCACGGGUCGUUAAUUCAGUGGAGGAGGGAAACCGAAAAAAAGAGGUCUUCGCGUCCGUUCAUCGGAGUGAUAAAAUUUAUGACAAACGGUAAAACCAAUGUUUGACUCAAUUGGGCCGAUUUGCACCGCGCCAAAAACAUGAGACGGUGGCCGCGGGCACGGGAGAAGGGUGUGUCAGGAUGAGCAGGCGCGUGGGGCGGUGCGCGAGCGCUUGCGCGCGGCGGCGGCGGGAGGCGUGACGCGCAGGUGCGGCGCGUCCCGUCCGCGCCCGCGCCCGUCCCGCGCCCGCCCCGUGCGCGUGAUGCGAGCGGACCUCGCCGCGCUUCACGCGUGGCUCGUCUGCUGCGCGGCUGCGCUCUCCGCUCACAAGUACAGCACGCGCGUCGUGAGGACUAAGUAUGGCCCCCUGCGGGGUAUCGUCGUGCACUCGCAUCCGCAGGUCGAAGCUUAUCUUGGAGUGCCAUAUGCCACACCACCACUUGGUAGCCUUAGAUACAUGCCGCCGGUGACCCCAUCCCAGUGGCGCACGACUCGGCUGGCGGACGCGUCGGGCCCGGCGUGCCCACAGGUGCCGCCCGCCGCGGCGCCGCGCGAGGAGGCGCUGCUGCUGCACCCGCGCGCGCGCAUCCGGCAGCUCGAGCGCCUGCUGCCACUGCUGGCCAACCAGAGCGAGGAUUGUCUCUACGUCAACAUUUAUGUUCCUGUGAAUGGUGAAGGCGAGAGCGAGGGCGGUGGGCUGCCAUGCCUGGUGUUCGUGCACGGGGAGUCAUACGAGUGGAGCUCGGGCAGCGCCUACGACGGAACCACGCUCGCGGCGCACGGAAACAUCAUUGUAGUCACUAUCAACUUUAGGUUAGGUGUAUUGGGUUUUUUAAAGACUGGUGCUAAGGGGUCGGCGCAGGGUAACUUCGGACUGAUGGAUCUAGUAGCGGGCCUGCAUUGGUUGCGCGAGAACCUACCCGCGUUCGGUGGAGACCCGGAGCGAGUGACCCUCAUGGGCCACGGGACGGGUGCGGCGCUCGCCAACUUCCUCGCAGUCUCGCCUGUGGCUCGAGAGCUACUGAAGCGUGUCAUCUUGUUAAGCGGGUCGGGUCUCAGCUCAUGGGCAUUGCAAAGAGAGCCACUUACGAUAAAAAGAAAGGUAGCAGAGCAGACGGGUUGCCACGGCGACCUGCAGGAAGACGACCUGGCGCCGUGCCUUCGUAACAAGCCGCUGGCCGAGCUGCUAGCCGUCCGGCUCGACCCGCCGCGCUUCCUUCCCGGCUUCGCGCCCUUCGUCGACGGCACUGUUAUAGUCAAUCCGUCUUCCGCCCCUCCGCCCACCGACAGCACACGGCUCGGCGCCGGCGCUGCCGCGGUGGCGUCCGCGGCUGGCCACGAGCUCGCCGACUUUUCACAUAGGGAACUAUUGUUCGGCCUCACCACUACUGAAUCUUACCUGGAAUUCAACGCUCAAGACUUGGAGUUCGGUUUCAACGAAAGCCGCCGGGACCGCAUUCUGCGCACAUUCGUUAGGAACGCCUACUACUACCACCUUAACGAAAUAUAUUCCACCCUGAAGAACGAGUACACGGAUUGGGAUAAACCUUUGCAAAACCCCCUCAGCGUCCGCGACGCUACGCUUGAGGUGCUUAGCGACGGGCGAACGGCGGCCCCACUUAUCAGGUUAGGGUACCUGCACGCUCUCCGCGGUGGAACCACUUAUUUUUCGCACUUUCACCACCUCUCGCCCGACAAGGAUUAUCCGCAGCGCCCUGGUUCUGUGCACGGCGAGGAACUGCCUUACUACUUGGGUGUUCCACUGUCCUUGGCUCAUCACGCACAGAACUACACACAACAGGAACAGCGAGUUUCACGUUUAUGCAUGCACUACAUCACAAACUUCGUUAAAUACGGUAAUCCGAACGACCCGACUGCGACGCCGCCACCAAGCCCACUGUUGGGCGAGGCACCAAGACUUGGCCCCAACCAGACGCCUUACUGGGACACUUAUGACUCCAUCAACCAGCUCUACCUGGAGAUCAGUAGUAAGCCUGAAAUGCGCAGCCAUUACCGGGGCCACAAGAUGUCGCUCUGGCUGUCCCUCAUCCCGCAACUGCACCGCCCCGGGCCCGACAUGCCGGAUGCCGCCAUGCGGCACCAUCAUUUUCAAGAAGAUCCUAAUUAUUACGAAGGCGCUGUAAGAGUGCAGUCUCUGUCUCGAACACAUGUGCCGCAUGUCGUGAAUCUCGAUGGAGCUGGACGUGGCGACGGCGGCCGCAGCACAGCAUCGCCGCGCACGGUGCCUCCACGGCCCUCCGUCCUCCCACCUGCACCCUCCACGGAGUGCCCCCCUAAUGUCACGACGACACCCGUCCAAACUGACGACGCUCUGUUGCGGCGACUCGCUUCUUCUCAUUAUCAGUCUUAUACUGCCGCUCUGACUGUCACAAUUGCAGUCGGGUGUUUCCUUUUACUUCUUAACGUCCUUAUAUUCGCUGGCAUUUAUCACCAGAGAGGUACGCGUCCCCGGCGAUCGAAAGAUGAUUUGGCUGAAGCGGGAAGCUCAUCAUCUUCCGACAAUUAUGAUGGAAAACUCGACUAUGAAGUGCGAGCGUUUGAUGGGAAGGGUUUCGGUUUCGAGUGUAAAUCUGCUCACGUGCCACGGGCUACUGGGUCUAAGUUUGACCUGCGGACGUUAUCAGAUUGCGGUGAGCCUACGUUUGGUGAAUACAGUUGCUACGACGAGAAACAUAGGGCGGCGCGUCGGUCGUUACCGGAUGUGAGUGUGGGGAGCGCGAUUGAAGCCGGUAGUGUAGUGUGUAUCGGUGUAGACAUCACACAGAAACCUGAUAUUCAAAAAGUGGAUGGAAGACAAGAUCUUAUAGGUAGAACUAGUACUUUUGAACCUAGGGUAGUUGAUAGUUCUACACAAGUGAAGUUCGGUCCAGUACCCGACCCGUCGGAAGGGGCAUGCGAGUCCAACCCCGAGUCGGACUCAGGCGGUGCGAGCGGCUCGGGCAUCCUGCGCGUGCCGCCAGCCGCCACGACUCCCGCGCCGCCCGGCAUCAUGAAGAAGAGAGUACAGAUUCAAGAGAUAUCAGUAUGAGGGUUUCUUGAUGCCGCUGAGAUUGUUGUUAAUAAAAGGACUAAAUUAUAACGAGCUCACGACCACUUCACGUGUAUAUUAGAGUACUGAAAUGUGACAAAGUAAAUAAAUAUUGUAUAUAUUGAUACAGUAUAUUAGAUAAAUAAUAAAUGUGCGUACAGCGAAAUGGAGUUAGAGGAAUAUAUGUAUUUUUCUCUGCCUUAUGUGAAUCUUCGGCUGUAAAUAUGUAAGUAAUAUUUCUUCUCUCUUCCGCUCUACUUGCUAUCGUAUAGAAGGUGUGGGAAUAGGUUAACAGUCUGUGUAGUUAGUCACAGUACUUAGUUACAAAAAUUCAAGCUAAAAAUGUAUAAUUUGACUGUUACUACACUAUGACUGUUACAUUAUUUCUACCCUUUAUAUAUAGAAUGAAGGAAUUGUAGGUUCUUGUGAACGUAUUUGUAUGUAAAGUUAUAAAAUUUACAUGUGAAUAUAACAAUAACUUAGUAAUGAAGUGAUCUAAACUACUUACAAUUGUAUAUAUGGAUACAAGAAGUAUUUCGGGUAGUAAGAAUAGUAUAACUUUGAAUGUUGUAAUUUUUUUGUAAAGUUACUUUAAGUGACUAUUACUUUGAGUAGUUUUUGAUAUGUAAGUAACAAUUGUAAAUCAAAAUGACAAACGGGUAAGUACUCAAAAGCGCUAAUCAAGUUAACUAAAUCAUUUGUUGACGCGAGGUCUGUUCAUCUUAUUUAAACCAAACAAUUACUUCAAGGUAAACAGGGUAAAAGACCAUUCUUUUAGGGUAAAACACCCCACUCUGUUAAUAUUUAAAUAUACAAGACGAUAAUGCCUAACGAGAGUAGUUGUAUCAUAAUAAUUCCAAAUGUAAUUGAUUGACAUAGGUACAUCAUUGAUCCAUAGCAAGAUUGGUAACCUGUUGAAUGCCGGAGUCCUGAUGGAUUAAUUAAGUUCCAUAAUUAUAUGUAUGUGAUUCGCUGGUCUCACUCUAGAUACCUAGUAUUAUUAAUACACUAAACUAUCAACUAUCAUAGGCUCGGAGUAAUUAACAAUGGAGCCGCCAUUAACAGGCGUUCCCCUCUGUCGAAAAUAGGCGGCCAAUGGUCAACCACAUGUCAACCAUAUGUAUGGACUGACGUUUAUCUGACAUGACGUACCUAUACAUUUGAUGUGCCCCUCCCCCGCAAAAAACGGCAGACUAUUUUGUACCGAAAAUUUUAGACAUGGCGUCUCCAUUGUUAAUUACUCCGAGAUCAUAGGCCCCUAUUUACCGCAGGUGUCAUGUAUUUGUUUUUUUACGACCUUGUUUAAUUAUUAUACUCUAAAAUUAAAUAAUAAUUAGACUUCUCUUUUGAAUGAAAUUAUUUCUGAUACACAAUAAUAAUCCGUAUAAUCAUAUGAAACAUUGAUUCUCAAAGUUGCAUGAAUCUAUUACCUAGAGGAUCUACCCACCUACCGCGAUCUUCCUAGGAGUCUAGUUAUAGGUACCUAUCGUCCAAUGUUGUCCAAUUAAUAUAAAUAUUUUGAUUCCACUAAUAUAAAUCAAUGUCAAAAACUAUUGAAUCGGACAAAGGGACAAAAAUAUGAAAACACUAAAUAUUUCAAAGGGCGUGUAGAAAAUGUUGCCCCUUUGACAACGUUUAUAUUUGUAUAUUAACUUGAAAUUUAAUAUAACGUGUAGUGCAUAAUAAGCACUAAAACUAUAUAAAAGUGCGAAAUCAUAAGUGAAUUGGUUCGUUUAUCAUUUUUGCCUUUUCUAUUGAAUUUCAAUAUAAUUAUAUUUCUUUGCAAUCAAAGUCAAGCCAAUUUGAAAAAAUACUUAUACUUUUUACCGUACAAUUUGCCGUUUAUAUUGCAGUAGAUUAGUAGCUAAUGUGGCUUACCUUAUACCUACAUAUGUAUGAACUAUCUCGAGCAACAACAAUGAAGAACUUUGUGCGUGAGUACUUGUCCGUAUUUUAUCUUCACAGGAAUUGAUGAUAAUGUAAUGGAGAGUGAAUAAAUCAUUAAAAACAUGUCAGUAUCCACAUUGUGACAAAAUGUGAACUAGUUAAGAUAUUAUUUAAAUCGUGUUCAGAAGUGAUACUGUAUGAAUAAUUAACUUAACUACUCGCUACAAGUUGUUCAACUCAGUUAAUUUUCGAGAAUUGACGUGUGUAUUUUUUCAUCGCAACUAAUGUCGAGUAGGUAGAAAGAAUAAAACUAAACUAUUCAUAGGUACUACUCAGCUCGGCUGUUCGUUGCUGUCACACUCAUAUUCGCACCUGACAAAAUGUUUCGUACUUGUGUUUCAUAGAAACGUGACUGAAGAUUGCCGAGAAAUGUUAAUAUUCUGGUUUCACUGUACUGCAACUCUCAGGAUACAGCGAGAGAUUUAUAAGUUGUUAAUAAAAGUCAGAAGAGUUUCGCGAGUCCAUGACAAACACGUGUAUCGUUUUCUAUAUAUAAAAUUAAGUACGAUCUCCUGGAAAAGACUUAUUCGCAGUAACAAUACUUCACGUGGCGGUUAUUUUUAGUAAAUUACCUGCCACUUUAAAUAUAUUUCACUUGAACCUUUUCGAACUCUUGACACGUGUGAUAUCUACUUAUAUUCUUGAAGCAGCGUGCUCCUACUGAAUUUGUUUUUCUUUGAAUUAAUUUACCAAUUUAUUUAUCGAAAGGUAAAUAAAUGUAAUCUUGUAGAAAAGCUUUUGGUACCUAUAGACAUUGCAGAAUGAAAACUGAUUUUACUGACUGGCAACCAUAUAAAAAAUGUUAUAAAAAAACGUUCUACCACAAUAUAAAGCGAACAUCAUCUAAACGUAAUCUUAAAUUCUAAUAUGGUUUAUCUUUCAGGCGUGACGACCGCAUCAUAUACCUGAUUGAAUUGUUUAAUAAAUUUAUGAGAUGCUUACCUGCAAAUAAUUUGAAAAAUUUAGAUGUUCCGAUCGAUAUCAACUUAUUUUGAAGUGAAAUGUACGUAUUUACAUUUUUUUAUAUUUUGGUUUUAUAUAUAGGGAGGUACAAUCUUUUGAAUUAAAUCAAUACAUUACAAAAAAUACUGCCAUUAUUUCUUGCCUUGGUACACGUACCUACUAUUAGCCAUGGGUAACUACAACAUACAUCAAACAAUAAACUCUCAAAAUCAUAGGAAUUGAUUGUUCGGUAAUGUUCGUACCUACCUUGCUUACACACGUAAGCCUAGAGUUGUUAUGGAGAGAAGGAUCAUGUUAUUCAUGUUACAUUCAAUAAUUAUUGUUAUUUAUACUUAGUGAUUUGUUAUUGUUAUGUUUAUGUUAUUUAUGAAAUAGUUCUUCAUCAGCCAAUGCCAAGCGUUUCGUGGCGUUGGCAUUGGUGAUUAAAUAUUAAUUAUUAUUUACUUACGUGUCGAAUUGUCUUAAAAUGAGUAUUGUUGAUUUAUGAUUUCAUCGUAUGGUUUACUAAAAUAUGAUGUAAUUUUUACUCAUAUAAAAUGUUCUAUCAGUUUUAAUUUAAAAAGUUAAUUUUGCUCAUGCUAACAUAGGUACUGAUCGAAAAACCUCCAGUGGAUUGUAAAAAGUUAAAACUUAUUUAGCAAAAUAUGUUGUUCAGAUAUUUAGUCACAAAUGUUGACGUUCAAUAUUUAAUAUAUCUGUUAUAUUGUUAUUAUUUUCAGUACUACGUAAGUAGGUACAGUCCUUGUUAUUGUACCAAUUAACGUAUACAUUUUGUUACAAUUUGGCAUUUUUAAACGAAAUGCAUAAAGUAAAAUAUGGUGUCGAAUAAUAAAGAAUUGAAGUAUAA
Messenger RNA from Cydia fagiglandana, 7367 nucleotides. RefSeq names its product neuroligin-1-like. NCBI's taxonomy places the organism in Eukaryota, Metazoa, Arthropoda, Insecta, Lepidoptera, Tortricidae. Gene Ontology annotation, biological process: modulation of chemical synaptic transmission; presynaptic membrane assembly; chemical synaptic transmission. The transcript is spliced from 15 exons. The coding region runs from base 824 to 3610 and encodes 928 amino acids. Gene Ontology annotation, molecular function: signaling receptor activity; neurexin family protein binding. Gene Ontology annotation, cellular component: plasma membrane; synapse; postsynaptic membrane. The record is from RefSeq and is a predicted model, not a curated record.